Diabrotica virgifera virgifera (western corn rootworm) is the source of this 4922-nucleotide messenger RNA. RefSeq names its product casein kinase II subunit beta (gene CkIIbeta). Gene Ontology annotation, molecular function: protein kinase regulator activity. The transcript has 6 exons. Bases 95 to 760 code for a protein of 221 amino acids. Lineage: Eukaryota; Metazoa; Arthropoda; Insecta; Coleoptera; Chrysomelidae. The record is from RefSeq and is a predicted model, not a curated record. Gene Ontology annotation, cellular component: cytoplasm; protein kinase CK2 complex.
UUCGUCGCUUCGAUCGGCAGAUGUCUACCUAGUCGAUUUCCUUUCGCGUAGAUGAGUUAACGUAAGCGUGGCUAAUCAAGGUACAAAGAGAAAAAUGAGCAGCUCAGAGGAGGUAUCAUGGAUUUCGUGGUUUUGUGGAUUGCGGGGAAACGAAUUUUUCUGCGAGGUUGACGAAGACUAUAUUCAAGACAAAUUCAAUCUUACAGGGCUAAAUGAACAAGUGCCACAUUAUAGACAAGCUUUAGAUAUGAUUUUAGAUUUGGAACCAGAUGAUGAAUUAGAUGAUAACCCUAACCAAUCUGACCUAAUUGAACAAGCUGCAGAGAUGUUGUAUGGUUUAAUUCAUGCUAGGUAUAUAUUAACAAAUAGGGGUAUAGCCCAAAUGAUAGAAAAAUAUCAGUCAGGAGAUUUUGGUUAUUGUCCCAGAGUGUACUGUGAAUCACAGCAAAUGUUACCUUUAGGCUUAUCUGAUGUCCCAGGUGAAGCAAUGGUAAAGUCAUACUGUCCUAAAUGUAUGGAUGUAUAUACACCAAAAUCAUCGAGACAUCACCAUACAGAUGGUGCCUAUUUUGGCACUGGUUUCCCACACAUGUUGUUUAUGGUACAUCCUGAGUAUAGACCCAAACGUCCUACAAAUCAAUUUGUUCCUAGGUUAUUUGGCUUCAAAAUACAUCCCCUAGCAUAUCAGCUUCAGCAACAAGCUGCCUCAACAUUCAAGACCCCCUUGAGGACGAUUAAUUUCAACAACGGCAAGCGCUAAAUAUGAACACUUAUGAAAUUGUAACCAAGUGAAUUAUCAACAUAGUUUAAAUGUGUUUUGAAGGAAUUAUAUUCUGUUUCUGUUGAGUGGUAUCUUGUUUCUAGUUAAUGUAUCACAGGUAGGGCUGUUUUUGAUGGAACAUUUACUUAAGGCUACGGAACAAGUUACUUCAAGUACGUUUUUGUUACUUGUGACGUAAGUAUUGUCAGUUAAUGACUAAAACUACCAACUGCAGCUUUAACAGGAGGGUAUAUAAACUGUACAGACAAAUAUUUUUGGAUUAGCUGGCUUUCCAAAAAUGAGAAUCCUUCAUUAUUGUUUUCUUUAUCAGAAAAAUUGUUCCUGUGCUUUAAUAGUGUGUUCUUUCAAUUACGGUCCACACAUUUUUUUUUCUCUUUUUUAUGCAUAUGCAUAAAAUUUAAAUUUCAGUGAUAUGCAUUUCCGUUAAAUUGACAAUAGGAAUUAUUCCUUCAAAUAUGAACCUGCAGAUUGUUCAAAGUCUUGAAUUUUACAAGAAAUGAAUGUAUUGAUACUGUGAGUUAAUAAAAUUAUGUACUUCAUACCAUUUGCCAUGCUGUUUUUCAACAUUUGUACUUCAAUGCUUUAAAAACAAUAUUUUGACGUAUUUUGAAUAAAGGAAAAGAUCUGUAAGCAUAUAUUAGAUUAGUUCAAUGGAUAGAGAAAUUAAUAAUCUCAUAGUACAAUUACAGUCUUGUAUCUAUAUUUAACGAUGUUGAAAAUCAAAUUGGCAUUUAGUAUAACUGUAUUUUUUUAGAUAGAAGAUGCAAAACUGUUUUAAUUUCUUAGUCCUUAAAUAAAUUAUUAAAUUAAUUGUUAUUGGAUUCUUUUUAUUUAAGAUUUAAGUGAUUUUUUUCUGCGACUGUCAGAAAUAUAAUUUUGAAUAAGGCCGCACCUACAUUGGAUCCGUUUUUCUCCGAUCAGAUCAGAUCCGACUUCGGAUUAAAAAAUAAACCCAUAGUAUUAAAUGGCGGUGCCUCCAUUGGAUCCGUUUUUCUCCGAUCCGAUCAGAUCAGAUCCGAUAUCGUCCGACGCCGGGAGUAGCUUCUCCUAUUUUCAUCGAGAAGUGUUUGGUUUCAUUCCGGUUUUUGCAUAUUUAUAAGUAAUUUAAUUUUUUGUUUUAACUAUUUCAUGAAAUAAAUCAACGAUAAAUAGCCUCCAAAUCUUAAUAUUUAAUUUUGUAAUAUAUGUCUCACAAGAGAUAUUUUACAAUGUUGUUUUGAAUAUAAAGUUUACAAAAUCUCUUUAUUUAUAGGUAUAAAAUUUAAUACCUCUAGCACAUAAUAGGAAACAACAAACAUUCUGUCCCUCUGGGUAAAUAGUUUUAUUGGGAUGGUCAAUUUCACUUUGGUUAUGAAAUUCUAAAGGGUACUACGUGUCUUUGAAAUUGCCAAAAUAAUCUUUGAGAAAACCUUACAAAGAGAACCGAAGUUUAUUACUGCUUAAUUUGUGAUAAAACCGGAAGUAUAAUUAUUAUACUACCUAUUAUGUGUUACUAUAUCUUUUUAUAUCAGAAUAUUUUUUUAAUACGUGCCAACACAAGGCUAGUUUGUAAUAAAUCAAUGUAUUUUUUCUUUUCUCAUGAAUUAUUUUACAUUCUUGUGACGAAAAAAUAGGAUCUUAAAUUUAUCGGGAUAGUUACGUAGAUUUUUGUUUAUAUUAAAUUCUGAAGAUCUGUCUUUAUUAAAUUUAUGCAUCCAUCUACGUUUUUUUCUACGUCUUUUAAAACAUUGUUUUCCAACAACAGCCAACACAUUAACACAUCUUCAUUGGUACUCAUUGUCGGUGGUCGGAAGUUAACGGAACCAAUGUAGGCACCCUCGCCGGAAAAUCGGUCUAUAUCGGAUCUGAUCUGAUCGGAGAAAUACAGAUCCAAUAGAGCUUUUCAUUUACAGUCAUUUGUUUCGAGCUUCUGUCAUGUGUCACAUAAUAUUAAUAUAUCUACGUCAUACAUUAUUGGUAUAUAACAAUGAUACAAACCAAAGACGUAUGGCGUAGAUAUAUUAAUAUGUGACACAUGACAGAAGCUCGAAACAAAUGACAAUCGAUGAAAAGCCCUAUGUAGGUGCCGCCUAUCAGAUCGGAUCUGAUCUGAUCGGAGAAAAACGGAUCCAAUGUAGGUGCGGCCUUAGUUUUUAAGUUAAAUAUAAUUUUCAAUGGAGACCAUAUUGAGACGUAGAGUGCUAGUAAUUUUUUCCCUUGCAUAUCCGUAACUACUCAAAAUCAAUACACCAUGUCAUUAGAGAAAGAUUUGAAUUUUGAUUCCUGUAUUAUUGCCCCAUAUAACAAUGGAUUCAAAACCGAUCACAUAACGGUUCUAAAUAACAUCAUCAACAAAAAACAACUUUACGUGGACUUGAAAAGAUGAAGGUUCAUUCAUUACAUAUAAUAGAAAAAUAACCCUGCAAGCUAUUUUAAUAAAUUUCAUAUUUCUUGAAUAAAUAUUAUAUUGUAAUAUUUUCAAUAUAUUUUAUCUUGUAAAAUAUUUGUCUUGACAUGUACCUAUGUCUUAAAUUACAUUUUGUUUGUAAUUCUUGGUCUAUGCCGGAUUAUCGACAGAUUAGAACAGUAAUAGGUUUUGAUGAAAGUACAGAAAAGUUAUCAAAUUUUUAGGUAAAACAGUUGAUGAUGACCUUAAUUUUGCUAUUGUUUUGUCGCCAACAGAGAUAUUCCUUCCUUCAGAUAAACAAACGCUCAGCAAACUGUAUUCUUCACCGAUCCACCAUACCAUACAGCAUUAACGUACCGAUGGAACAUGAGGAAUUUUAUAGCUGUCAUGCAAAUCUUCUAAAAAUUUCAUAAUUAAUGUUGUUAUUGCUGUUUGAGCAAUGAUUGAUGAGGUCAUUCUUCUGUAAUGAUAACUUGCAACUUCAACUUCGAAAGCGCAUGAUUAAAUGUUACAUUUUGGUCAGUCCUCUUGUAUGAUGUCGAAGCAUGGACAUUAAAAAUAUCCACCAUUAAUCGUUUGGAGGCCUUUGAAAUGUGGCUGCACAGACGUAUACUGAAAAUACCAUGGACGGCUAUGCUGACAAAUGUGGCAGUCCUUAAGAGAGCAAAUGCUGCCCGCGAGCUGCUUGAUAACAUCAAAUUUAGAAAGAUGGCCUAUUUUGGACACGUAGUAAAGGGAGACCGGUAUAAUAUUCUUCAACUUAUUAUGAUGGGUAAAAUCGAAGGACGCAGAGGAAUUGGUAGAAAGCAGGCCUCUUGGUUGAAGAAUAUCCGGGAGUGGACAGGAAUGAAGAAAGCAGAACAACUAUUUAGAAUAGCUCGAGACAGACAGUUUCACCAUGUUAAUCGCCAACGUCAAGGGGACUUGAUAGGGCACGUUAAGAAGAAGAUUGCUGUUUUGUUAAUACUACCUAUGAUAUAAUAGGUACGUGAGGUGUGAACGGUACGAGAGGUACGGUAGAGUGAAAUAUAUCGGUUGUUUCGUUUAGGCCUUCUAGUUUACAAGCGGUUUCUUUGUUAAUAUCUUUUCUAUGCUCCAUAUUGUAUCACCGUUUAAGUAAACACAUGUUUUUUUAAGGUUCUGUUGUGUACUUUUUUAGGGUAUCAUGGCUUAUAUUUAUAGGACGUAAUUGAUUUGAAGAUCAGUGCUGCACAGUCUCUCAUAAAAUGUUAUAUUUUUAGUUGCCCAUUUAAAAUAAAUUUUUGUACUUCGUUAGCUACGUUUGCGUUAAUAAUAAAAAGAACAUUUUGUACCAUGUGACACAUUUCAAGCAAUUAAAAAUUUAACAAGCCCCAUAAGUUGUAACAUUUCUUUAUUUUUUAAUGAACUGAAAACGAUAUAAAAUAUGUAUUAUACUUCAGCGCGAAGAAGCAAUUUGGUUAGUUUUUGACAACUUCGGUAAAAUUCCAAGAUUUUCUUUAGAAAACAAGACAGUCUCCUUUAAGGAACAUUAAUACCAAUCUAAAAUUAUUUUUUUAUAGGUAGACUUAGAAUAAUAAUUUAUGUUUGUUAUAUACUACCUUGUUCAUAAUACAGAGUGUUCCAUUAUUAGAUGCCACUCAAACUAAUGUAGAAAAUGGAAAUCUGUUUUGGAGAUUUUUGAGAAAUGCUGUAUUUUUUGUUCUUUUAGGUGAUUUGAUAUUGGAUAGCUCUGUAAAAAGUUUUAAUUUAAGUAAAUUAUACAUCAAAUUAUUA